CCCUCUCGUGUUCCCCUGAUAACUGUAUUUGUGUUCACCUAGCAUCUGAGUUCUUUCCUUAUACCCACUCUCCUGCAGCUUUGUGGCACAUAUCCUUUGCUCUUUGCUUAUCUUGCCUCGCCUCUUUCACCGUUUCUAUCCUUUGUUACUUGUGUUCAGAGAACUGCAAAUGGUUCCAUUUUGUCUAGGAUGUAGGGAAAUGGUUGGAGAUGAGGGUGGAAAGGUGGUUUGAUGCCCGAGCUCAGAGGACUUGAGAAAUAGAUGAGAAAUGAUUAAGUAGGACAUCAUUAUGCAGGUUUCUGUGUGGGUUAUGAGGUCAUUUGAACUCGGGGUGUUAAUCUGAUUUCGUUGUGUGGCCUGGGUUAAAAUGAAGAAAGGAGGUGGCAGGGAGUCAGCAUAACAAAGGAGGCCCCUAUUUGGGGAGGUAAACCUGGUUUUUCUGAUGUUCAGUUUUCCUCAACUAUCAAGAGAGCUUGGACGGGUAAUUUUUCUCUCCUUUCCCCCAUAUCCAGAACCAUGUUUUCACAUGAAAUGGCUGCUUUGCUUGAAGUGGGGUACAGGGCCAUUCUCUGACCCCUCCUUAAUAUUCAGGGGCAGCCUCUGAGGAACUCCAGAGAAUUUUAGAGCCGUUUGAAAUACAGUUUAAAAUCACUGACUUGGAUAAUCUCAGAUUUCUAGCAGCUUUUGAGAUUCUGUGUUUCUCUCCUGCUCAGCGUGCAUCUGUCAAUUUGAUUUUCCCCACUUGUCAAAACAGUAAGUAAUACAGAUAAUGCUAUGUUCACACCAGCUUGUUUUUAAAGACUCAGAAUCUUAGGCUGAGGAAAAAGGAUUCCAGCCACACAUUUCCUCUCUUGGUCUAUGAGUCACUAGAGGAAUUCCCCAGUAAGGUAGCAUUCAUGAGAGUUGGGCUAGGCCACAGAGGACAUGAUCAAGGAGAGGGGUAGAGUCUGAGCAAGCCGGGCCAAGGGCUCAGUUGUUGGGCUUACAAGUACCUUGACUGUAUCGCCCACAGGUGAUGGAGGACGAGGAGAAGGCAGUGGAGAUCUUGGUGAGCAACACGGAAGCUGCUCAUUCUCCAUCCCCCAUCCGCUGCUGCUGGCUCCGCCUCCGCUACUUGGCAGCUACUAGCAUUAUCUGUGGCUGCUCUUGCCUGGGAGUCGUGGCCCUUGUGUUUGCCAUCAAGGCCUCCACCUCCUUCAGGAUGACGCUGGACGUGGGGCCGGAGGAUGAGUUGCCCGACUGGGCCGCCGCCAAGGAGUUUUAUCAGAAGUAUGACCCUAAGGACGUCAUUGGCAGAGGAGUGAGCUCUGUGGUCCGCCGUUGUGUUCAUCGAGCUACUGGCCAUGAGUUUGCGGUGAAGAUCAUGGAGGUGACAGCUGAGCGACUGAGUCCUGAGCAGCUGGAGGAGGUGCGAGAAGCCACGCGGCGAGAGACACACAUCCUUCGCCAGGUCGCCGGCCACCCCCACAUCAUCACUCUCAUCGAUUCCUACGAGUCUUCUAGCUUCAUGUUCCUGGUGUUUGACUUGAUGCGGAAGGGAGAGCUGUUUGACUAUCUCACAGAGAAGGUGGCCCUCUCAGAAAAGGAAACCAGGUCCAUCAUGAGGUCUCUGCUGGAAGCAGUGAGCUUUCUCCAUGCCAACAACAUUGUGCACCGAGACCUGAAGCCUGAGAAUAUUCUCCUAGAUGACAAUAUGCAGAUCCGACUUUCAGAUUUUGGGUUCUCCUGCCACUUGGAACCUGGCAAGAAGCUUCGAGAGUUGUGUGGGACCCCAGGGUAUCUAGCACCAGAGAUCCUUAAAUGCUCCAUGGACGAAACCCACCCAGGCUACGGCAAGGAGGUUGACCUGUGGGCCUGCGGGGUGAUCUUGUUCACACUCCUGGCGGGCUCGCCACCAUUCUGGCACCGGCGCCAGAUCCUGAUGUUACGCAUGAUCAUGGAGGGCCAGUACCAGUUUAGUUCACCCGAGUGGGAUGACCGUUCAGACACCGUCAAAGACCUGAUCUCGAAGCUGCUGCAAGUGGAUCCUGAGGAGCGCCUGACAGCUGAGCAAGCCCUCCAGCACCCCUUCUUUGAGCGCUGUGAAGGCAGCCAAGCCUGGAUCCUCACCCCCCGCCAGCGGUUCCGGGUGGCAGUGUGGACAGUGCUGGCUGCUGGACGAGUGGCCUUAAGCAUCCACCGUGUCCGGCCACUGACCAAGAGUGCACUGUUGAGGGACCCUUAUGCACUGCGGCCAGUGCGGCGCCUCAUCGACAGCUGUGCCUUCCGGCUGUAUGGGCACUGGGUGAAGAAGGGUGAGCAGCAGAACCGAGCAGCCCUCUUCCAGCACCAGCCCCCUGGGUCUUUUCCCGUCGUGGGCCCUGAAGAGGAGGGGGUUCCAGCUACUAUCACCGAGGACGAGGCCAUGCUGGUGCUGGGCUAGCACGUCAGCCCUGGGAGAUCCCAGAAAGCAGGACUCUCCAAGAGGAGGAUUUUUAUCAUUCCAGCCCCUCUGGGCUCUGGCCUCAGGUCCCUCUCCCUGGCCAGGCCCACCACUGAUCAUACUACCAUAUGGACCAGCCCUGUACCCUGCCCCCGUUGGCCAGGGCUUUGUGGUCAAAGCUAAAGUGGAAAGGAGCCAUUCAGAAGGCCACGCCUGGCCUUGUCAGUGCUGCCUGUGCCACGUAUGCAAUAAAAUCUGCUACCUGCCAGGUA
Messenger RNA from Diceros bicornis minor, 2694 nucleotides. RefSeq names its product phosphorylase b kinase gamma catalytic chain, liver/testis isoform. NCBI's taxonomy places the organism in Eukaryota, Metazoa, Chordata, Mammalia, Perissodactyla, Rhinocerotidae. Gene Ontology annotation, cellular component: phosphorylase kinase complex; membrane. The record is from RefSeq and is a predicted model, not a curated record. Gene Ontology annotation, molecular function: ATP binding; phosphorylase kinase activity; calmodulin binding. The coding region runs from base 1016 to 2422 and encodes 468 amino acids. Gene Ontology annotation, biological process: protein phosphorylation; glycogen biosynthetic process. The transcript has 10 exons.